UGUGAUUGCUGUUUGUUACCCGUAAAUAAUCUAUUGUUUUCUGUUAUAUUAAUUAAGAUAUUUCCUGUCUCAAAAGUUUUGCAGGUAGCAAUCUUUGAUUCAACUUUUCUUCGUAAGAAUAUGGUUUUGAUGAUAAGUGAUGAUUAUUCUCUCUCUUCACACUUAUCAGAAGCUGGCUCGAAAUUAGUUGUGAUCGAUUUCUAUGCUGAUUGGUGCGGUCCUUGCCGAUACAUAGCACCGAUUUUCGAGCAGUUUUCUCAGCAGUAUACUGAAGCUGUGUUCGUUAAAGUCAAUGUCGAUCUUUGUCGUCAAACGUCAGCUGUAUAUGGAGUGAGUGCGAUGCCGACAUUCGUUUUUGUGAGGAACAAUCAAGAAGUUGAUCGUAUGAUGGGUGCCGAUGUAUCUGAGUUGGAACGAAAAAUUAUGCAGCAUUUAUCGAGAAAUACAACCUCUUUAGAUUCUCAGAAGGUUGCAACGCAUCAAGAAAGACAGUUUCUGGAGAAGUUCGUACAGUUCUCGCAUCGAAUGGAGGUCUAUGAAGAUGAAGUGGCACAGACACUUGCACUUAGUGUUAUGCCUUCAGAAAAGCUAAAAGAAAAAAGUUGUAAUCUUGGUGAAGUGAAUCAACUUGAAUUACUCAAAAAUCUGUUACGUUGGUUCAAAGUUGACUUUUUCAACUGGGUUGAUACUCCCAAAUGUGAAAUGUGUGGCACUGUAACAUCAUCAUCUUCGAGAAUAAAAGGAAUGCCAACAGAUGAAGAGAAAGAGUUUGGUGCUGAUCGGGUAGAGGUUUAUAAUUGCCAGCACUGUUCGAAAGAGGUUCGAUUCCCGCGUUACAAUGAUCCAGUCAAACUCCUCGAAACCAGGAGGGGUCGUUGCGGAGAGUGGGCGAAUUGUUUUGCUCUGUGCUGUCGAGCUCUUCAAUUCGAAACAAGAUGGGUUCAUGACGAAAGUGAUCACGUUUGGUGUGAAGUUUGGAUGAAUGAUAUGGAUAGAUGGAUACAUUGUGAUCCUUGUGAAAACGUUCUAGAUACUCCUCUUUUGUAUGAAAAGGGAUGGGGUAAGAAGCUUAAUUAUGUAAUCGCAUUUGGAUUGGAUCACAUUCGAGAUGUUACAUGGAGGUAUACAUUCGACCACCUGAAAACUAUCAAAAGAAGAACUGCAUGCAGAGAAGCAAUUUUGCGCAAUUUCUUUAAGAAACUGAAUGCUCGCUUCGAGCGAGUGAUGACAGCAGAAAGAAAGAAGGAACUAGAUCGACGUUAUUUAAACGAACUUAUCGAGUUUCUCAGCCCGAAUUUGCAAUUACGUGGUGAAAGCUCGAGCGAAUAUCAAGGAAGAACUACGGGUUCUGUGGAGUGGCGAGAGAAAAGGAAUGAAUUAGGUGUCAAGUCGGAAUCAUGUAAAUCCACUUCGACAAUACUGAGACCCAACGACAAUGAACUUGCCGACAAAAUUUUCAGGCAGUUUUUGUUUUACAGACUGGAAUAUAAUUGUGCCAAAGAUGAAUAUAAACGAGGUGAAAAUGUGAUAGGAGGAUGGGAGAAUCUUAUCAGUAAGCACAAAGAUGUUUUUCGUAAAGAAGAAGUAGAUUGGAAGAUGUGCUAUUUGUGUCGAAGAGAGGGAAAGUCUAAUGGCGAAUUAUGUUGGUCCUUUGAUUUGGACGGACUUAGCAUCAAGACAUUUUCAGUUCAGCUAAACGGAAUUACCAAAUAUGAAGACGGUAAUAUACUGGUAUUGGUUUGUUGUGGAGAUACUUGCAAUAUGUUGCCUGAGUCAGGACAUUUAACGAUCGAAUCGCCGAAAGAUGGUCGUAUCGAUGUGAAAGUUUUGUUCUCUGGUGGAAUUGGUCAGUUAGCUUGGCAACACGCGCAACUUUUUAGGAGUGAAUUGAAAUCGUGUGAGGCGGAUUUUAUCGGUGAUGACAAAGCUCGUAAUCAUGAACAUGAAUAUUUAAACUUAAAAGUGUUCCAAGAGGAGAACAGUCAAGAACGCGGCAUGAUAGGCCAUACCGUAGACCAUGCUAAACAUAAAGAUUGUUCGCUAUCAGAUUCAUUGUUAAAUGCUUUUCCUGACUGUAAAUCGAAAUUGGAAUGGAUGCAAAGUGGUUGGAAAACACAUUCGUGUUAUGCACAGAAUGGUGUAAAUGGUUCACUGUGUUCAUUUGUUAUUUAUUUAUCGGAAGUGGAACAUCAUUGUCCGGUUCUUGAGUGGCGCAAAAGAAUAUUCAAACCACAUGAACGGCAAUAUAUUCCCGCUAAGAUACAGCGAAACGUGAGUGCUCUGAUGGAUUUAAUGUUCGAUAAUGAUGUGAAUUAUCAGUUUAUCAAAGGACGCAUCUCGCGGUUGUGGCCAAGAUGGCUGAGCGCUUAUGACGAUAAUUUAUUGCGAUGGCCAAAAACCCUUAUCAAUAGACGAAAACUUAACAUUGUCAUUCAUAUGGGUUUUUUGUCGAAAGAAAGUGGUUUCAAGUUCGGUGAAAAAGCAACUGCUGGUGGCCCACUUGGUGAGUUGGUUCAGUGGUCAGAUCUUAUAUCAGCGCUCUAUAUUCUCGGUCAUAAUUUGUUUAUCUCUACCGAAUAUGAUGCUUUUAAACACAAUAUGGCUACUUUUUCCAACGUGACACCUUGUGAUGUUAGUUCCAAUCGAAGUUUGGGUGUUGUCUUCACGGACAUCGUGGGUGUACGUUAUAUGCGUAGACAUAUGAAGCAGUUCUUCCUGGAAAAAAAGUGUUUAUUACGGGUGUUGGAUUCGUUUGGAACACAUGCAGAAUUCAAUUCACCGUUGUACUUUUCGACACACAAACACGAACUGGGUGGUCGUACAAAUCCGUGGGGUGGGAACGGCCUCGAGUUGCAACAGUUUAUGACCAUGUAUCCACACACCGACGAUAAUACGUUUCUUGGGUUCGUUGUCGAAACGCAUAGUGUUAACGAGUCAUCAGUGAGAACGAAUGAUACAUUGGUUUAUGGGAAAGAAAUUUAUAUGUGGAAUGGAUCUGAGAAGUUGCUGGAUAAAGUGAACGAGCUGAGUCAACUUCACGCAACAGUCGCUGACAUGAAUGAAUUUGCCACUCAGCGAGUUUUUAAUCAUGGUCUGUUGAAUGGUUUCGAGUGGCAUUCUUUACUGCGACGAGUGAAGAUAUUCCUUGGCCUCGGAUUUCCCCUUGAGGGACCUGCACCACUGGAAGCAAUUGCGAAUGGUGCAAUUUUCAUCAAUCCAAUAUUCAAACCUUCAAAAUCACGCAAAUCAUAUGCAUUCUUCGCCGAGAAACCUACGCUUCGUGAGUUAACCAGUCAAAAUCCAUACGUUGAACGAUUUAUCGGUCGUCCACAUGUGAUCACAGUUGAUAUUACGAAUAUGAGCGCAGUCGAGAAAGCAGUGCGUGAAGCUCUUUCUUACGAGUCGAUCCCGUAUUUACCUUUCGAAUUCACUGCGAGUGGUAUGUUGCAACGUGUUAAUAUUCUUAUCAACAAACAAAAUUUUUGUGGCAAAUCAGCGUUUCCACCUAAUCAAGCACUAAAAGUUGUUUAUGCAAACCGGUCGCAGUCUUGUGAAAAGGCUUGUAGCACCAAUGGCUUGAUUUGUGAACGUUCGUUUUUCGAUCUUCUUAAUCAAGACUCUGUUGUGAAUAGAACUAAUGAUUGUGAAGAAAUCAAGAAAAUUGCCUCUCCACUCGCGCCAUAUAAGUGCCAUAUUCAAGCUGAACGAAUGCUGUUCAGUUGUGCAUCUGUACCUCAUGAUAGUUGGACCGAGCGUAUUUGUCCGUGCCGAGAUUUCAUACGAGGUCAAAAUGCACUGUGUUCGCUUUGUUUGUUUUGA
Messenger RNA from Anisakis simplex (herring worm), 3819 nucleotides. Lineage: Eukaryota; Metazoa; Nematoda; Chromadorea; Rhabditida; Anisakidae. The record is from the annotation of a GenBank genome assembly.